ACUAGAGAUGUCUUGCAAGUAUGUUGGCUUUUACUUCUUCCGCUUACUCUUACUACGCUGUUACCGCUUUCACCGCCUUUAUGGGGGUUGUUGGGCCGUUUGAGGAAGAUAUCACGGUCAAGAUGACCGGUGAAGAAGAAGUUGUUGAAGUUAAGGUGACCGAAAAAGGAAGAGGUCCAUCUGCUACUUCGCUGCAGACGAGGAGACUGAAGUGGAGUACGAGAGUGACACUGGGGAGGACUCCAAAUCUGACGACAGCCGAGAGACUGAAGUGGAGUCCAUUAGCGACUCAGAAAAGGACUCCAAGUUGUUUGACAAUAGGAAGGGAUGCUCCUGCGGGUGCUUGGCCCACUCCUUGGCUGACCACCCUGCCUGGCUUGUGGUUGAGGAUCGGGAAGAGUCUGAGCGCCUUUGGGCCCUGUUUUCAGGUGCCGCCUGUGAGGCCGAGGCCACCGGGGAGGACAUGGUCGAAAUCCUCUACACCACGAAGGGCGGUUCCGAGCUCCAAGAUGUGCUCUUGAACGAGGUGUCUAGUUGUUCUGUUCCGAAGGAAGUCGCCAUCCUCGAGGAAGUUGCCGUCCCCGUGGUAGUUGCAACCCCGGAGAAAGUUGUUCGUUCGAAGAAGCUUAAGCUAACGGUCGAGACGGAGUACUGUACCUUCAAGGAAGCUAUUUUGCCCUGGUCCGGCCAGAUGGACUACGACAGGGAGAUAAGGCGGGCGUCCGAGCCUGAAGCCGAGCAGAUGCUGGUGGAUGCGGCUCGCCUGAAGGCCAUGUAUUUUGCAGAGAAGGCAGAGGCUGCUGCUAAGGUCGCUGCGGUGUUUGAAACUACGCAGAAGACCUGGAAUAUGCUCGCACAAGCAGCUAUCUCCAAGCACUGUCCCAAACCAUCGGCUCGCCUUCUUCCUCAGGGGUUGAGGGAUGAGAUAACUUCCCAAGCCGUUAAGGUCAAGAUGGAUGCGCGUCGCGAUGCUCGUCACAGCACCAUCAACGGUUUCAGGAAGAGUGUCUUGUCAGAGCUGAAGGAGCUGCUUCCGAAGUGAGUGCAGAAGCACGAAGAGUUGUGAAUGUGGAUGGUUGGAAACCGUUAAAGAGGCAGCAGAGGUUGCCCUUCCGUAGACUACGAAUAAGCCUAUGACGGGAAGCGUUGUGAAUGUGGAUGGUGGGUGGAG
This is a messenger RNA of Saitoella complicata NRRL Y-17804, 1171 nucleotides long. RefSeq lists its product as uncharacterized. Bases 464 to 1042 code for a protein of 192 amino acids. NCBI's taxonomy places the organism in Eukaryota, Fungi, Ascomycota, Saitoellomycetes, Saitoellales, Saitoellaceae. The transcript has a single exon. The record is from RefSeq and is a predicted model, not a curated record.